AUGUAUGCUGAGGUGAAUGUGCAGUCAGGACUACUAACCUUCGGAGCGAUUUGGGUGGCCGCGGCAGCAGGCAUCAGUGCUCCAUGGAACUACACGAUGAUCCGCUUUUUCAUCGGCUGCGCUGGUGCCACGUUCGUCACCAACCAGUUCUGGUGCUCCCUGAUGUUUGCCCCCAAUGUGAUCGGCACUGCGAAUGCCACGGCAGCUGGAUGGGGCAAUCUCGGCGGUGGUGUCACGCAAAUCUUCAUGAUGAGUGUCCUCUUCAACCCCAUGGUAGAGUCUGGCAUUGCCCCGGACACCGCUUGGCGUCUGGCCAUGAUCGUGCCAGCAGUGAUGUUCUUGAUCGUCGCUCUCAGCUUGAAGCUCUUGUGCUGGGACACGCCAACGGCUAGGCGCUUCGACGUGUCCGUCACGGGCAAAACCCAGAAACCAUCCAUGAUGGACUAUUGUGAAGUGCUCAAGGACGUUCGUGUGGUCGUGAUGAUUGCCCAGUACUCAGCGUGCUUCGGCGCUGAAUUAGCGAUGAAUAAUCAGUUGGCGACGCACUUUCGCACGUACUUCCAGCUGGCGGCAGCAGAUGCUUCAGCAUUGGCGGGCUCCUUUGGCUUGAUGAACCUUUUCGCCCGUAGCUUGGGAGGCAUCACCUCUGACCUGCUCUUCAAGAAGUUCGGCUUCCGCGGCCGCAUUUGGGCGCAGUUCUUGUCGCUCUUCUUCGAAGCCAUCUUCUUAUUUUGCUUCGGACUUGUGGACAACAGCCAGCCGUGGUAUGUUGCGCUCGCAGUGCUGUUGUGCUUCAGCUUGUUCGUGCAGAUGGCUGAGGGGACCUCUUAUGGUAUCGUGCCGUUUAUGAAUAAGCAACAGUUGGCCAUAGUGUCCGCCUUGGUCGGUGCGGGCGGAAACCUGGGUGCCGUCAUUGCUGGCUUCGGCUUCUACCGCCCGAUCGAGGACCCUCUUCUGCCGUUCCAGAUUCAUGCUGGCUAUGUAAUGUUCUGGACUUUGCUGACGCCAUGUUACUACUGGGCGGAACACGGUGGAAUGUUCAGCGGGCCGGCUGUGAAGGCUGCUGAGCCAGCAGCCCCUUCCGUGUGA
This is a messenger RNA of Symbiodinium pilosum, 1089 nucleotides long. The record is from the annotation of a GenBank genome assembly. Lineage: Eukaryota; Dinophyceae; Suessiales; Symbiodiniaceae.